Molecule: messenger RNA, 537 nt
Organism: Oppiella nova
Lineage: Eukaryota; Metazoa; Arthropoda; Arachnida; Sarcoptiformes; Oppiidae
Source: the annotation of a GenBank genome assembly
GCCAAUGGGAGGACGCGAUGGCAGUCCAGCACCGGUGACAUCACAGCCCUCUCACAGACUACUUAAGGCACGACAUAGCAUAUUGAAGACCUCUUCUAUACUGUGCGCUCCACUGUGAACAUCAUUUUGCUUAAGACAAAUAAGCCGUGAAUUGUCUGCCAAACGAUCACCAGAAUGGGUAAAGAGAAGACUCAUAUCAAUUGCGUUGUCAUCGGACACGUGGACAGCGGGAAGUCCACCACAACCGGACAUCUGAUCUACAAGUGCGGGGGUAUUGACAAGAGAACCAUUGAGAAGUUCGAAAAGGAGGCCCAGGAGAUGGGAAAGGGAUCCUUUAAGUACGCGUGGGUUUUGGACAAACUGAAGGCCGAGAGAGAGCGCGGAAUCACUAUUGAUAUCACUCUCUGGAAGUUCGAGACUCCUCGGUAUUACGUGACAGUGAUCGACGCCCCGGGUCAUCGAGAUUUCAUCAAAAACAUGAUCACCGGUACCUCACAGGCGGACGUGGCUGUGCUCAUAGUGGCCGCCGGGACGGGA